Macrobrachium nipponense is the source of this 3750-nucleotide messenger RNA. RefSeq names its product transmembrane 9 superfamily member 2-like (gene TM9SF2). The transcript has 15 exons. NCBI's taxonomy places the organism in Eukaryota, Metazoa, Arthropoda, Malacostraca, Decapoda, Palaemonidae. Gene Ontology annotation, biological process: protein localization to membrane. The record is from RefSeq and is a predicted model, not a curated record. Gene Ontology annotation, cellular component: membrane. The coding region runs from base 191 to 2173 and encodes 660 amino acids.
CGUUACCCAUCAUGCUCCGGUUAGACGUGUCAGCGAUAACACUGGAGUGCCAGAUCAACAACACACCAACCUUUCUUCCGCCGUUGUAGAAACCUCUCGAAACCUGACCCUGACGAGGUCUAAUGUCUCUAGAAAGCUCGUAGAGAUUUGCCUGCACCUAUUCGACGGCGAGUGAGGAGAAAUCACCACCAUGCUGAGGAGAAUUACGACGCUGCUUCUCUUAUGGGGCGCCCUGACGAUCGACGCAUUCUACCUGCCGGGAUUGGCCCCUGUUAAUUAUUGUGCCAAAGGGACGGAAAUCGAGGCUAAAUGCCAGUCUGAGGUUCCCUUAUAUGUAAAUCGUCUGAAUUCAGAGGAGUCUGUGAUACCAUAUGAAUAUGAACACUUUGAUUUCUGCAAAGACAGUGGUAAUGAUGAAACUGUUGUUGAGAACCUCGGUCAGGUAGUGUUUGGUGAAAGAAUCCACCCAUCGCCGUACAAGGUUGAGUUCAUGAAAACAGAGAAGUGUAAGGUGGUUUGCACCAAAGAAUAUGAUCCCAAAGUAAAAGACCAGGCAUCUCUUCUAGCAGAGUUGAAGAGGGCCAUGAAUCUCAACUACUAUCACCAUUGGAUAGUGGAUAAUAUGCCUGUCACUUGGUGUUACAUAGUAGAAGGCGGAAGCGUGUUCUGUGCAACCGGCUUUCCAGUGGGUUGCUAUGUUGACUCAGCAAGACGACCUAAGGAUGCCUGUGUUAUGGAUAAACGAUACACUGAUGCAGAAACGUACUACUUAUUUAACCACGUUGACCUGAACAUCACAUAUCACAGUGGAGAGUCCGAAGAUUGGGGAAGUGCACUCCAUGGAUCUGGUGGCCGCAUCCUUUCUGUGCGUGUAACCCCACGUAGCAUCAAGCACAAAGAGUACGCACCAGCAGGGGAAGGUUGUGAUACCCCAGAAGUUAUGGCUAUUCCAGAUGGUGCAAAGGACAAGAUCAGGAUUACAUACACCUACUCGGUUAUAUUUACUAAGAGCACUGGAAACAAUCGUUGGUCAUCACGUUGGGACUACAUUCUAGAUUCAAUGCCCCACACUAAUAUCCAGUGGUUCAGCAUCCUGAAUUCUUUGGUGAUUGUGUUAUUCCUGUCUGGUAUGGUGGCAAUGAUCAUGCUGAGAACGUUGCACAAAGAUAUUGCUCGCUAUAAUCAGAUUGAAGCUGGGGAAGAUGCCCAAGAAGAAUAUGGUUGGAAGUUGGUGCAUGGAGAUGUAUUCAGGCCUCCUCGUCGUGGAAUGCUCCUUUCUGUGUUGGUUGGCUCGGGCGUUCAAGUCCUCAUCAUGACGCUGGUCACACUGUUGUUUGCCUGUCUCGGAUUUCUGUCACCGGCAAAUCGUGGAGCACUUAUGACCUGUGCGAUGGUGCUGUACGUUUGUCUCGGCUUCCCUGCCGGCUAUGUAGCAGCUCGUUUAUACAAAAGCUUUGGAGGAGAAAAAUGGAAAUCAAACGUCAUUCUCACUUCAAUGCUUUGUCCAGGAAUUGUCUUUGCACUGUUCUUUGUGAUGAACCUAAUUCUGUGGUACAAGGGCUCCAGUGCUGCUAUCCCAUUCACCACUUUACUUGCCCUUUUGGCUCUGUGGUUCUUGGUGUCAGUGCCGCUCACUUUUGUGGGUUCUUUCUUCGGUUACAGAAAACGAUGCUUAGAAAACCCAGUUCGUACCAACCAAAUUCCCAGGCAAAUUCCAGAGCAGAGUGUUUAUACGCAGCCCCUACCUGGCAUCAUCAUGGGUGGUGUGCUGCCUUUUGGAUGCAUUUUCAUCCAGCUCUUCUUCAUUCUAAAUUCCAUCUGGUCUUCACAGACCUACUACAUGUUUGGCUUCUUGUUUUUGGUGUUCCUCAUUUUAGUCAUCACAUGCUCAGAAACCACAGUUUUGCUGUGCUAUUUCCACUUGUGUGCUGAGGAUUAUCACUGGUGGUGGCGUAGCUUCUUGACAUCAGGAUUUACAGCUUUCUACUUAUUUGUUUAUUGUGUCCAUUAUUUUGAAACAAAAUUAAAUAUAGAAGGCGUUAUAUCAACUAUGCUGUAUUUCGGAUAUACUGCAAUCAUGGUCUUCCUUUUCUUCCUUCUUACAGGAACUAUUGGAUUUGUGGCAUGUUUCUGGUUUGUUCGUAAAAUAUACAGCGUUGUUAAAGUUGAUUAAGCUCCAACAGAUACUUUUAUUCCAGUUGCUAAAAUGAAGUUAUUUUAUAGAGAAGUAUAUAUGCAGUAAGUACUAUCGGCAACUACUGACAGGGCAUUACGUUGAAGCAUUAGGUUAUGCAGAUACCGAGUACUUGGUGAAAAGAAUGAAAAUUGGUCCUCUACAGCUUGAAGUAAUAGUGGUAAAGGUUAUAUAUAUAUAUAUUAUAUAUCAGACAGGCCAUUUUGUGUAUAAAUAAAAAUGUUUUGAUAAAGCUUGUCCAUAAUGCUAUGUAAGCUGUGUGAUAUUUUUCUCAAGCUUCUCUACAUUUGUAAAUUCUCUUGGAUUAUGUUUGUAAGAGAACCAAAAAAGUAUUCAUUGGGAGCGGAGUGCCUCUCUCCUCUCAUCACUUAUUCCCACAUAGUGGCAGUUAUGUUUCCUGUGGGAAAGGACAAGGCAGACUGUGGUCUGGAGAGUAACUGCAUUCAUUCUCAGAGGUGCUACAACUGGUGGAAGUGUGGCGUUCAUAUGUUGUAUUUAAUACCAUGAAGAAAUCUUUGGGAUGUCUUGUAUUAGACACAAUGUUAUGAAUCAAAGUACUGUAGGUCUAGGCUGUCUUAUCUAAAUAUUACUGUUUUCAUACCUGUAAUUUUUUCUUCAUUCUUAGGGAAGUUACUUCGGAGUAACAGCCGUUUCUUGUUCAUAUACAGGAAUUUUACAGUGAAAUAGUUCAGUCCUCAAGAAUCAGCAGGAGAAUUACUGUGAAGUGAUAGGUAAUUUCCCUCUCAUAAGCUAGGUAAUUACUGUUUGAAUGCCAUGACAGCCAUUUUCUCCUUAACUAGAAGAAAGUUACUGUCAAGAUAAACGGUAAAUCCUUACAUCAGCAAACUUAUUUUUUUCACUUUAUGGUUUACAAUGACCGUAAUUUUCUCUUAUUACCUUGUUAUGUAUAUAACAUAAAAUGAUGAUUUAUGGCUUAGCUGUAUUAGCUAUUCCUGCCUUGUAUGUUUGCGCACAUGUGUGGAUGUUAUACAUACUGUAUUUAUAUAUAUUACUAAGGUUAAUGCAUGACUUUGUGUGUUUGGGAGCAAGUCCGUGAUUGUUUGGCGACACUAGUUGAUUGUAUAUAUAUUUUUUUGAAAAUUUAUGUUUUCAUAGCACCAUCAUGUGCACAAGUGUUUUGAGGAGUGACUCUUGAAGUUGAAUGUUUUAUGUCAUUUUAUUUAUUGCUUACUUUAAGGCAAGACAAGAAAAAAGCAGUGCUGCCUGGAAUUGGCAUUCCAUUGUACAAAUUAUUUUUUCCUCUUAAGUUACUUCUGACUUGAAUCAAAUGGAAUAAGUUUUUACACUUUCAUUGUCACUCACCAUUAAGGAUAUCAUUUGCAGGAACUGCUUUUUCAUUCCUUAUUUGCCUAGCGAAGUCCAUUGUGUACUUUAUAUUUGUUUUACUAUUUACAUCAAGACUUUUAGUCCUUUCUGCUUCUUGGUCAGUUUGGUAUUAGUUGGAAGGUUAUAAUAAGUACUAAUACAGUGAAGCCACUUUAUAUGAUAGAAAUGAAAGUCCAAUGGUUUUGAAAUUAAAUAAAUUUUUAUAAAAC